UCUCUCUGAAAUCCCUCAGCCGCCCCCACACCCCUCGUUCUCUCCCCUCUCCGGCGACCACACCCUCCGCAGUAGCACCUCGGCGACGGCAGCGGCGGACCUGGCGACGGCUCUCCUCUCUGCGACGGUCCGAAAUUUCUGAUACACACUUCUUGUUGGUAUCAAGCCCAAUCCUUAUCGACCUCAGAUCUGUAGUGAUCCAGCCAUAAUCAAAGCUGUUUCAACAUGAGUCACUAGGUGCCUGUUGAUUAGAGUUUAGGAGCGUUGGGACCCUUGAAGGAAACCGGUCCAAUGCAAAUAGCUUGUCAACCCCAUCCUCGUUUUUACUUCUCUAUCAAAAGCAGCUCUAAACAACAUGAUGGAUGGAAGAAUGUGCAAAACUUGCAUUCAAGCAACCUUGUUAAACUUGUACUUAUGGGACCUCAGACUCGUAGAUUUGCUACGCCUCUGAGCAAAAAGAGAUUGCACGCAGUUCCAAAUGCAGAAGACGGGUGCCCUUCUGCCUCAAUGUCGGAAGACAUCAAUUCUAAUCAUGUGCUUAAUCCUAUAGGAGAGUUGUGGAAUAAAUGGUCACCUCCAAGAUAUCUAUGGAGGGGGCUAUCAGUUCUUUUUUUAACUGGGCAGGUCAUUAUGAGGACUUUAAAGGGUAAAAUCCAUUGGAGAAACACUCUCCAACAAUUAGAGAGAGUAGGGCCAAGAUCUGUAGGGGUUUGCCUUCUGACGUCUGCAUUUGUUGGCAUGGCCUUUACUAUCCAAUUUGUCAGAGAAUUCACUAGAUUAGGACUAAACCGAUCUGUUGGUGGCGUAUUAGCACUCGCAUUCUCGAGGGAGCUGAGUCCUGUGAUUACGUCUAUUGUGGUUGCAGGACGAAUUGGAAGUUCAUAUGCUGCAGAGUUGGGAACAAUGCAAGUCUCCGAGCAAACAGACACGUUAAGAGUCUUGGGUUCGAACCCCGUCGAUUAUCUCAUCACUCCAAGAGUGAUUGCAUCCUGCAUCGCUCUUCCAAUUCUAACUCUGAUGUGUUUCACUGUUGGGAUGGCAUCAAGUGCCCUUUUGGCUGACAGUGUUUAUGGUGUUAGCAUCAACAUUAUCUUUGAUUCAGCUCUGAGAGCUCUAAAACCAUGGGAUAUCGUUAGCGCGAUGAUCAAGUCACAGGUUUUUGGUGCUAUCAUAUCUAUUGUGAGCUGUGCGUGGGGUAUUACGACUUCCGGGGGCGCCAAGGGAGUCGGGGAGUCGACAACGUCGGCCGUAGUCAUCUCUCUUGUGGGCAUAUUUGUUGCUGAUUUCACACUUUCUUGUUUCUUCUUCCAGGGAGCAGGAGAUUCUUUAAAGAACUGUAUGUAAAUUUCAUUGAGCGCACUCAUACACUUUUUACAUUUUUCAGUGGUGAAAAGAGAAUUCCAAAAUCUGCUGUUUAUCUUUCA
This is a messenger RNA of Momordica charantia (bitter melon), 1424 nucleotides long. It is a transcript of the gene ABCI14, whose product is annotated as trigalactosyldiacylglycerol 1. Gene Ontology annotation, biological process: phospholipid transport. NCBI's taxonomy places the organism in Eukaryota, Viridiplantae, Streptophyta, Magnoliopsida, Cucurbitales, Cucurbitaceae. Gene Ontology annotation, cellular component: ATP-binding cassette (ABC) transporter complex. The record is from RefSeq and is a predicted model, not a curated record.